This is a messenger RNA of Fimicolochytrium jonesii, 2032 nucleotides long. Its product is annotated as WD40-repeat-containing domain protein. The record is from RefSeq and is a predicted model, not a curated record. Lineage: Eukaryota; Fungi; Chytridiomycota; Chytridiomycetes; Spizellomycetales; Powellomycetaceae. Gene Ontology annotation, molecular function: protein binding. Bases 201 to 1904 code for a protein of 567 amino acids. The transcript has 5 exons. Gene Ontology annotation, cellular component: small-subunit processome; 90S preribosome; nucleolus. Gene Ontology annotation, biological process: maturation of SSU-rRNA from tricistronic rRNA transcript (SSU-rRNA, 5.8S rRNA, LSU-rRNA).
UUCGUUAUUCGUUUUUUGUUUUCGAACUUUUCGCUUCUGGGGAGUUUGAGAGACUUGGGUCAUUGGCGUAGUUGCUGGCAGCUGGAACGCAAGAUAUAGCCGAGCCCUCCACGACAGAGCGAAUCUACGUAUCCCAACGGCAACAAGGGCAACAGCGUUCCGGGAGCACUUUUCACCUUCCCGCCCACUUAUUCAACAAAAUGUCGACUCCCGCAACGGCGAAGGUAUUAGCAGCCGCAUUAUCCGGCAGCGGGACCAACCAGUCCGGCAAACCUUACAACAACGCCAAGGAUGCGGUACUUGCAACGAAAAUGGCCAGCGAGGCAAAGAAGCAGGCUGCGGCGUCGAAGAAGUAUGAUCGGGCUGGGGAUAGUAGUUUUCCUAUUCGGAAUAUCGAAGACAAGAAACUGAAAGCGAAAUUGACAAAGACCGAGAAAGCCGCGAAAGCAGCAGCAUGGAAAGCAGCACAGGCCGAGUUCCUGCUGCCGGAGGAAGCCGGAUACCUCGAAGCCGAAGGCCUCGAAAAGACAUGGAAGUUUACACAAAAGCAGCUGAAAGACAACGUCGACGCCAGCACCACCCAAAAGAUGUUUAGCCUGAAACUGGACGACUUCGGACCCUACAGCCUCGACUAUACCCGCAACGGGCGCAACAUGCUGAUCGGAGGGCGGAAAGGGCACAUUGCGACGUUUGACUGGAAGACGGGGAAGCUGGGGUGCGAGCUGCAGGUGAAAGAGACGACGCGGGAUGUGGCGUGGCUGCACAACGAGACGAUGUUCGCGGUUGCGCAGAAAAAGUACACGUACCUAUACGACAACACGGGGAUGGAGAUCCACUGCCUGCGGUCGCAUAUCGAGGUUAAUAGGCUCGAGUUCCUGCCGUACCAUUUCUUGCUCGCGACGGUCGGGAAUGCGGGAUACUUGAAGUACCAGGACACGUCGACGGGGAAGUUGGUGGCGGAGAUGAAGACGCGGCUGGGGAAGUGCGACACGAUGACGCAGAACCCGCACAAUGCGAUUAUGCAUCUCGGACAUGCGAAUGGGACGGUGACGCUGUGGUCGCCGACGGUGACGGCGCCGCUGGUCAAGAUGCUGUGCCAUCGCGGGCCGGUAAAGUCGAUUGCGAUUGAUAGGGCGGGACAUUACAUGGCCACAGCUGGUCUGGAUGGUCGCAUGAAGUUGUGGGAUCUGAGGACGUAUAAGGAGCUGCAGUCGUAUUACACAAAGAGCCCGGCUUCAACGCUGUCGAUAUCGCAGCAGGGGCUGUUGGCUGUCGGUUACGGACCCAACGUUAGCAUCUGGAAAAACGCCUUUCUAACAAAACAAAAGGAACCCUACAUGACCCACCUCUCCCCCAGCACCACCAUCCAGUCCCUCCGUUUCUGCCCCUACGAAGAUGUCCUCGGUAUUGGGCACACCUCCGGCAUCUCCUCCAUUGUGGUGCCCGGAUCCGGUGAGCCCAACUUCGACACCAUGGAAGCUAACCCCUUCCAGACAAAGAGCCAGCGGAGGGAGACGGAGGUGCAUGCCCUGUUGGAUAAGAUCCAGCCGGAGAUGAUUACGCUGAAGGCUGACUUUGUUGGGUCUGUGGAUCGGGCGCCGGCGGAGGUUAUUGCGGAGGAGGCGAGGAUUGAGUGGGAGGCAAACCACCCCGGCCAGAAAUUUGUCCCCCAGCACAAAAAGCGCGGCAAAUCGUCAGCAAUGCGGCGAUACCUUCGUAAACAGACCAACGUCGUUGACGAAAAGAGGAUUGAAAUCCGUGAACAACUCGAAAAACAACAAAAGGAACGGGAAGCUGCCGAAAACGAGCGGAAACGGGCGCGUUCGAGUGAUGCUGGUGGGGGUGACGGAGAGGAGAAAGCCAGGAGUGGGUUGGAUCGGUUUGCUAAGAGGGCCAAGACGUAGGAGAUAUGGCGUGAAAAGCUUGGGAAAAGGGGGGAAGGGCCAGUGGGUAAUUUAUUCGUUUCGUAGCAUUUUUUGUUGUAGCAUUCAUCAUGUACAUAAUAUAGAGAAGUCGUAGGCGGUUCCGUUAC